This is a messenger RNA of Manis javanica (Malayan pangolin), 3540 nucleotides long. The record is from RefSeq and is a predicted model, not a curated record. NCBI's taxonomy places the organism in Eukaryota, Metazoa, Chordata, Mammalia, Pholidota, Manidae.
GGGCGUGCCUGGCCGCGAGGCGGGGCGGCACGGAACCUGGGCGGCGGCGGCCGCGGCAGGAAACCGGGGCUGGGCCCCGCCGGCGCGCGAUCCCGUCCCCGUCCCAGUCCUCGCGGAGCGAUCCUCGGGCCGGGCCAUGGACGCGGCAGAGCCGGGGCUACCCCCAGCUCCAGAGAGCAGGAAGAGGUACAGUGACAUCUUCCGGAGCUUGGACAACCUUGAGAUCUCACUGGGGAACGUGACCCUUGAGAUGCUGAGUGGAGACUCUGCACUUUCCGGAGACCCAGAGCCUGACCAGACCUCCACAGCCACUGUGCCCAGUGAAAGCAGGUGUUGGAGUGGCUCCUCUCUGGAGGGUCCUGCACCCCUUACAGCAGAGGAACUGGACUUGCGGCUCAUUCGGACCAAGGGGGGUGUGGAUGCAUCCCUGGACUACGCCAAGACCUGGAGCCGCUAUGCCAAGGAGCUGCUGGCCUGGACAGAAAAGAGAGCCAGCUAUGAGCUGGAGUUUGCCAAAAGCAUCAUGAAGAUUGCCGAGGCGGGCAAGGUGUCAAUCCACCAGCAGAGCCACAUGCCACUGCAGUACAUCUACACCCUGUUCAUGGAGCACGAUCUCAGCCUGGGAGCCCUGGCCGUAGAGACAGUAGCCCAGCAGAAGAGAGACUACUACCAGCCCCUGGCCGCCAAGCGGACUGAGAUUGAGAAGUGGCGGAAAGAGUUCAAGGAACAGUGGAUGAAGGAGCAGAAGCGGAUGAACGAAGCCGUGCAGGCGCUGCGGAGGGCCCAGCUCCAGUACAUGCAGCGCAGUGAGGACCUGCGGGUGCGCUCCCAGGUGUCCCCUGAGGACCCGGCCCCCCAGGCCUCGCCGGGACCCAGCAAACAGCAGGAGCGGCGGCGACGCUCCCGAGAGGAGGCCCAGGCCAAGGCCCAGGAGGCCGAGGUGCUGUACCAUGCCUGCGUCCGUGAGGCCAACGCGCGACAACAGGACCUGGAGGCAGCCAAGCAGCGGAUUGUGUCGCAUGUGCGCAAGCUGGUGCUGCAGGGAGACGAAGUACUGCGGCGGGUGACCCUGGGACUGUUCAGCCUGCGGGGGGCGCAGGCGGAACGUGGCCCGCGUACCUUCUCCGCCCUGGCGGAGUGCUGCGAGCCCUUCGAGCCUGGCCAGCGCUACCAGGAGUUCGUGCGGGCGCUGCGGCCUGAGGCACCGCCGCCCCCGCCACCUGCCUUCUCCUUCCAGGAGUUCGUGGCCCCUGUGCACAGCUCCCCUCUGGACACAAGGAAGAAGCUUUCCGGCCCCCCACCUCCACGGCUGGAUGAGAGUGUGGCUGAGUCAGGCCCUUGGGAGGACACAGGGACUCCGGGCCCCACUCCAGGCAGCGAUGUGGACAGUGUGGGUGGUGGCAGUGAGUCUCGGUCCCUGGACUCUCCCUCUUCCAGCCCAGCCUUGGAGCCGCCCCAUGACCCUGUGGUCCCCAACUUCUGUGACCUUCUGACUCCAGGCCCCGGCGCGAGGCGGCUGGUAAAGGUCUCAUCCAUAGGCACCGAGUCCUCGGAUGACUUUGAGGAGCGAGACCCUGACCUGGGAGAUGGGCUGGAGAAUGGGCCAGGCAGCCCCUUCAGGAAGUGGACACUGUCCAAUGCAGCCCAGACACACCAACUGCGGCGGCUGCGGGGCCCUGCCAAGUGCCGCGAAUGUGAGGCUUUCAUGGUCAGCGGGAUCGAGUGUGAGAAGUGCUUUCUGACCUGCCACAAGCGCUGCCUUGAGACUCUACUGAUCCUCUGUGGACAUAGGAAGCUCCCAGCCCGAACUCCCAUCUUUGGGGUUGACUUCUUGCAGCUGCCGAGGGACUUCCCGGAGGAGGUGCCCUUUGUGGUCACCAAGUGCACAGCAGAGAUAGAACACCGUGCCCUGGGUGUACAGGGCAUUUAUCGGGUCAGUGGGUCCCGGGUCCGAGUGGAGCGGCUGUGCCAGGCUUUCGAGAACGGCCGAGCAUUGGUGGAUCUGUCAGGGAACUCUCCUCAUGACAUCUCGAGUGUCCUCAAGCGAUUCCUCCAGGAGCUCACUGACCCCGUGGUCCCUUUCCACCUCUACGACGGCUUCAUCUCUCUGGCUAAGGCCCUGCAUGCAGACCCCGGGCACAACCCCGGGACCCCCAGCCCCAGCCCUGAGGUUAUCCGCUUGCUGAAGAACCUCUUGGUGCACCUGCCUGACUCUAACUACAACACCCUGCGGCACCUGGUGGCUCAUCUGUUCAGGGUGGCCGCACAGUUUGAGGAAAACAAGAUGUCUGCUAACAACCUGGGCAUUGUGUUUGGACCAACGCUGCUGCGGCCACCAGAUGGCCCAGGGACAGCCGGUGCUGGCCCGGUCACCUGCCUGCUAGACUCCGGGCACCAGGCACAGCUUGUCGAGUUCCUCAUCAUGUACUAUGAACAGAUCUUCGGGAUGGACGAACUCCCCCUGGCUGUUGAGCCCCCACCGCAAGACCCCAGCCCAGCCCCCGAGCCCCUCACAAUCAGCCCCCAGAUACAACCCCCAAACCUUGCUCCAGACUCCCUGCCCCCAGCCCUAGCCCUGGACCCUGACCCAGACCCGGAGCCCCACAGUGCCCCUGAGGAGCAUCUCGAGGCCACACCCUCUGAGACUCCAACUCCACAGAGUGACCAGAGAGGGGAAGUGGCCGAAAACACCAAAGAUGAGGGAGGGGAAGUGUCCAGCAAAGGCCCUGAGGACUCACUCCUGGGGACACAGUCCCGUGGCCACUUCAGCCGCCAGCCAGUGAAGUAUCCCCGGGGGGGUGUGCGGCCUGUCACCCACCAGCUAUCCAGCUUGGCCCUGGUAGCUUCCAAAUUGUGCGAGGAGACCCCUGUCACACCAGUACCCCGAGGGAGCUUGCGGCGGAAGGGACCCGGCAGCACCACCUCCUCCCCUGAGGGGAGCCCGCUGCGCCGCGCCCCAUUGCCCAAACAUUUUGAGAUCACCCAGGAGACAGCCCGGCUGCUCUCCAAGCUGCACAGUGAGGCUGUGCCCAAGACUACCUGCUGCCCAGACCCCCAGCCUGAGGAAACGGAUGACCAUCUCUGACCAUCCCGGGACUCUUACCAAGAGGCCUAGGACUGAGAAGAUGGUCCCAUUUCUCCCAGUAGUUCAAUGUUGGAGCUUCUGGAAAAUUACUAUCAAGAAAAGCUAUGUGGCCUGGGGGAGGAUUAAAACCCUUUUUGGGGCAAUGUACUCAGAUCCCCAGACUAGACACAGGUCUGCCAAGCAUCAGGGCCACUCAGGUUCAGAGGUUAGCUAGGGUCAAUAUCAGUACUCAGGGUCAGUACAGGUCACGGGAUCAUUGGGGGUCCACCCCAGUCUCUGACCUCUGGGACAAGGUGUGGGGGGAGGCUUUUGCUAUUUUGCUGUGGCCACUCCCCCACCUGCCUGCCCUCCUUGGCUGAGCCCAACUGUCCAGCUCUUGGAGGGGGUGGGCAGCCCAGACUCAGCAUCCUGGUGGUGCUGGAGUCUGAUGGCCACCGAAUAAACUGUGUCCUUUA